Messenger RNA from Oldenlandia corymbosa var. corymbosa, 384 nucleotides. Lineage: Eukaryota; Viridiplantae; Streptophyta; Magnoliopsida; Gentianales; Rubiaceae. The record is from the annotation of a GenBank genome assembly.
AUGGCCAAGCAAAAGGUUGUGAUCAAAGUGUCAAUGAAUGAUCAAAAAUCCCGCAAGAAGGCCUUGAAAACUGUUGUUGGCUGCAUAGGAGUGGAGUCAACAGCUUUACAAGGGAAGGACAAGGAUCAGAUAGAAGUGGUGGGAGAAGGGAUUGAUGCAGUGGAAAUCACAACUCUGUUGAGGAAAAAUGUCGGGUAUUCCGAGAUUGUUAGUGUCAGCGCUGUUCCAGAGAAGAAAGAAGACAAGAAAGAAGAUAAAAAAGAUGACCCAAAACCUACUGAGGUAGUUUGGGCAACUCAUCCGUUCAUCCACCAUGGUGUUCCUCCUUACCAGCAUUUCGUCGAGUUCCGGGACCCCAACCCCGAUCCUUGCACCAUCAUGUAA